Diaporthe citri is the source of this 729-nucleotide messenger RNA. RefSeq lists its product as uncharacterized. The coding region runs from base 1 to 729 and encodes 242 amino acids. The transcript has a single exon. The record is from RefSeq and is a predicted model, not a curated record. Lineage: Eukaryota; Fungi; Ascomycota; Sordariomycetes; Diaporthales; Diaporthaceae.
AUGGCCGGCAGAGUAGACGGUGCCAUCCAGGAGUGCCUCUGCGCUUACGUUAAGUUUUGCGUGUGCACUGGUACAUACGAGUGCUUCAAGUUCUGCUUUGUCUUCAAGGAAAACCAUGCCACCUCCGAAAGCGAUGCCGUCGAGCAGUCUGGUGCCGUCGAGCAAUCCGGUGCUGUCGAGAUGUAUACGUCCGGUGAGACCCAGGAAGACGACGCCACCGGGGAAGACAUCGACAUCCGAGAACACCCUUGCGUAGGGAAGUGCCGAAUAGAAGACACCAGCACUGCACUUCUCAGGUGUGGAAUGUUCGCGCUCGAAUUCAGCACCUCCUCGCAGCUUGGCACGCGAAUGACGGAGUUGGAAUUCUGGCGUGCCUACAACAGCCAGCAGAUGCAAGAUUCCAAUGCGCGACUCAAUCGGGGGAACCGCGAUAACUUCUAUGACGACCAGCUCGCCAUGGUACUGCGCAUCUGGGGCCGCGACCACGGCCGGGACAACCUCCAGCUCGGCGUGGUCGUCGAGGGCCUUGACACCGCCUAUAUCAUGGGUGAUGAUGAUAAGAUCGUGAUGGUUUCUUCGGAGGAGGAUAUGGAGAACGAGCGUGACUUCACGACUGUCUGGAUCCACAACGACAACGCGCAGGAUCUUCGUGGGGGGCAAAUUAACCACUACUCCGGUAUCACGGUUCUCGCGCGAAACGAGGAGCCAAAUGAUGGCUCGGAGGAAUGA